AUGUGGUGCGCGUCUUCUCCGGCAGGGGCUGUCCGCCGUGACUCCAUCCCUCUCACGGACUGUCCUGGCCAGACUAUGCUUUUCCUGGUAAGAUCAGCUUUCCCCUCUCUGUUUGGUGGAGCUUCGGCCGUCGGGCUGUGUUGGUGGUUGUCGGUUGUAGGUGAAGCAUGGAGUCUGGCGCCAGCGCUCCUGCCGGUGGCUGGUGUGAUGGUCGUGACUGCGGCGCUCCUUGGACCCUCGAUUUCUGCAGACGUGACUCUCGGGCUAUGUCCGUCGGAUCCCGUGGUGGGGGGAGGCGGUAGUCCAAUUCACCUUGGGCGGGCCGAGAGUUGGUGA
This is a messenger RNA of Striga asiatica, 336 nucleotides long. The record is from the annotation of a GenBank genome assembly. NCBI's taxonomy places the organism in Eukaryota, Viridiplantae, Streptophyta, Magnoliopsida, Lamiales, Orobanchaceae.